CUGAUUUUCACAGGACAAUUCUCAAAAGGAAUUCGUCAUAUAUACAACAUAAAUAAAAACACAACACGAAAAAGGACAAAGAAACAAAAAAGAAUGGCGGAAGAAGAGGAAGUGAAGAUUGAAGUGGAGGCGGUGCAAUCUGUUUACGAAGAGGAUUGCGUGGUCGUCGAAUCGUAUCCUCCGCACCUUCACCUCCAUAUCAAGCCUCGCACCGCCGAUGUCUCUUCCCAACAGUUCGUGGAAGCAAUUAUUGGAAUUCGAGCAAGCUCACAGUAUCCGAAGGAGCCUCCUCGUAUUUAUCUGAUAGAUUCAAAGGGUCUUGAUGAACAAAGGCAAACACAUCUUAUAAGUAGUAUACAAGACAAAGCCUGUGAGCUUCCCUCUUGUUUUAUGCUUAUAGCACUUUGUGAGGAAGCGGUUGAGAGGCUUUCUGCUAUGAACCACCCUGAUGGCGAUUGCCCGUUGUGUUUGUAUCCUUUGAUGUCAGAAGAUGACCAGAAAGAAGGGUUGCCUUUUAUGAAGUUGAUGUCUUGCUUUCAUUGUUUUCACAGUGAGUGCAUUAUUAGAUGGUGGAAUUGGCUUCAAAUUGAGAAUAAGAAUAAUGCUAAGCACCCAUCUAGUGCAACUGUACAUCAUUUAAGGAACACAGGAAGUCAACAAGUGGAAGAAGGCAUGGGAAACUGUCCAGUUUGCCGUAAGGUUUUUCAUGCCAAAGAUCUUGAACAUGUGCUUGACCUGGUUGGCACUUAUUCUUCUCAACAGUCUUUGGACAGAACUGAAGUUAAAAAUGAUGAGACACUUCUUCAUUCGGACUUGGAGAAUAUAAGGAGGCAGAAAUUCGAGGCAAUACUAAAACUGCAGCAAGAAAACAGUGGCUUGAUUGACUCCAAGAAAGAUCACAAUGUUCUGCCGGGUUUAAAUCCUCAGAAUACAGUCCCAUCAUCUAACCAUGCAUCAACCGAGGAAGCAGGUGAGCAACCACAAACUAAUCCAGCAGCAACUGCAGAAAUAAAUUCCAGUUGUUCUUCGACUAGGCCUAGCACCAGCAAGCACUGGAAUGCAGGCGCGAGAAAACCGAGAGGACAAAAUCCAAGAAAACAAGUAAGACAGUGGGUUAGAAAAGACAAUGGUGGUGCUGCAGAUUAAACCAGAUAUUGUUAAGACUUGCUGUUAUUAAUUUUUGGAAAUUCAUACAUCAAAUUGGUAAUGUUGUACGAAAUAACAAUUUUAGCAAGAAUAAAAGAAGAGAAAGAAAGAAAAUGAAAAUUCACUGAUAAAAA
Messenger RNA from Theobroma umbraticum, 1280 nucleotides. Its product is annotated as RWD domain-containing protein. NCBI's taxonomy places the organism in Eukaryota, Viridiplantae, Streptophyta, Magnoliopsida, Malvales, Malvaceae. The record is from RefSeq and is a predicted model, not a curated record. Gene Ontology annotation, molecular function: ubiquitin protein ligase activity; protein binding. Gene Ontology annotation, cellular component: nucleus. Gene Ontology annotation, biological process: protein ubiquitination.